UCCCGCCCGCCCCUCCGGCCGCCUCUGCCGCCGCGCGCCGCAGCAGCGCCGCCUUCCCUGCGCAGUCGGUGUCUCGGCGUCGCUGGGUGGGACUUGGCUCUGCCACCAUGGGCAAGCAAAACAGCAAGCUGCGGCCGGAGAUGCUACAGGACCUGCGGGAGAACACAGAGUUCUCAGAGCUGGAGCUGCAGGAGUGGUACAAGGGCUUCCUCAAGGACUGCCCCACUGGCAUCCUUAAUGUAGAUGAGUUCAAGAAGAUCUAUGCCAACUUCUUCCCCUAUGGCGACGCCUCCAAGUUCGCCGAGCAUGUCUUCCGCACCUUUGACACCAACAGCGAUGGUACCAUUGACUUCCGGGAGUUCAUCAUCGCCCUGAGCGUGACUUCCCGUGGCCGCCUGGAGCAGAAGCUCAUGUGGGCCUUCAGCAUGUAUGACCUGGAUGGCAAUGGCUAUAUCAGCCGAGAGGAGAUGCUCGAGAUUGUACAGGCCAUUUACAAGAUGGUUUCGUCCGUGAUGAAGAUGCCCGAGGACGAAUCGACCCCGGAAAAGAGAACUGAGAAAAUCUUCCGCCAAAUGGACACAAACAAUGACGGCAAGCUGUCCCUGGAAGAGUUCAUCCGCGGGGCCAAGAGCGACCCGUCGAUCGUGCGCCUGCUGCAGUGCGACCCGAGCAGCGCCUCCCAGUUCUGAGCACGCAGGAGCCAGCGCCUGCCUCCCUGCCUUCACCGGCCUCCCGGCUCUCAGCUUCCUCUCCCUCGUGUCUAUCCAGGCUGGGGGCCAGACUGGGGACCCCCAUCCCGGGUCUGUACCGUUGGGGGCUCUGGAGAAGCGAACCCUGCAAGGAAGGGACUAAGCAAAACAGCCGUUAGCAUCCCACAGUCCUAGAGGCAGAUUCUCCUGCAGGCAACGGUUACCGAGGCUCUGGCUUGGUCUGUCCGGAUUCUGCCCCCUUUACUCAGACAUCUGGAUCACCUUCCACCCACCCACAUCCCUGAGACCCCUCCUCAACAGGAGGGAGGUUCCCCUUGGGUGGUCCUCAGUGUGGGGGUAGUGGGGAGCCUUGCGCAGGUGAGGAGUCUUUGCCUGAAGGGGCGAUGAGGAGGAUUCUGGGCUGUGGGGCUUUGAGGAAGGGGUUCCUUGAGCUACUUCCCUGCAGAGGAGCCCCAACCCUUCCACUCCAGCUCUUGCUGGCUAGAGGCCAUAACACAAAUGGAAGGCCUCCCAGGAUUCCAGCUGGGGGUCCCCAUACCCUGCCUGCUUUUUAGAACCCUUCCAGCCACACAGACCACAAAUCUACCCCCCUGUAUUCUGUAUUUUGCCCCGCUCCCACACACAGGCCCACAGGCACACGGGCAGAGCCCCUCCACAACAUUAUGUGUGGAAAGACGUGCAGGCCCCUGGCCGAGCCCCAUCCCCCUCUGCAUGCAGCCACGGAGCAUCUCUGUUCUUUUUAAUAACUUCAGAAUAAAGUCUCGUUUCAGUGCA
Nannospalax galili (Upper Galilee mountains blind mole rat) is the source of this 1484-nucleotide messenger RNA. It is a transcript of the gene Hpca, whose product is annotated as hippocalcin. The coding region runs from base 108 to 689 and encodes 193 amino acids. The transcript has 4 exons. Gene Ontology annotation, molecular function: calcium ion binding. The record is from RefSeq and is a predicted model, not a curated record. NCBI's taxonomy places the organism in Eukaryota, Metazoa, Chordata, Mammalia, Rodentia, Spalacidae.